CUGGCGGUGAUCUUGAGCCACCAGUGCGUGGGCAACGUGCAGGAGAUGCAGCCCAGCAGCAGCUGGGCCACGCUGGCCCAGCAGACUGCCUUGCGCUUGGAGCUCGCGCUGCCGGACUGGGCUGAGGUCAACGCGUCCAAGGACCUGGACUACAGCGGCGAGGAUGUGGCGCGCGUCCUCCCAUUCACGCUUGGAGGGAUCUUUCCAGGGCUCCCACCGAAUGGCGUAGCGGCCGCCUUGCAGGCGAUUGACGUUGCCGACGAGCAUGUCGUCGGGCGGCCUGUAGGCCCUUCGCUGGCCUUGUUGCCCCGCGACGAGUGGCCGGAGAAGGUCCCGAUGGCGGCUAUCCAGACGGCCACGAGGCAGGAAUGGCACAGCAUCUCGGCGAAGCUGGUCGAGCUUGGGCUGGCCGCGCCUAUCGCUGAUGAGAAGAUCUUCGUGGUGGGCAACGCGAAAGUCUUGGCGGGCGCCUUCGGCAUA
Molecule: messenger RNA, 480 nt
Organism: Prorocentrum cordatum
Lineage: Eukaryota; Dinophyceae; Prorocentrales; Prorocentraceae
Source: the annotation of a GenBank genome assembly